UUCGGCCGUCCAAGUCGCACGCACCAAAUCUUGAUGGCAUCAGCGUGGUGGUUUUUGGUGAGUCUGGCUGCGUCUUGCGGGGCCGCGGGUCGCGACGACUGGGUUUGGGGCGAGAACCGGCGCGCGAGUCGCGUCGUCGACGGGCCUUCUUUGGGCCCCUCGUUGGGCCCCUCGCUGGGCCUGAACGCUGGCGGCUCGUUCGGCCUCAACUCCAACAACAGGUACGGCGACUUCCCCUCCAAUGGCUUCGGACGCCCCCCCUACGACGGACCCCAAGGCUUCCCCGCCCACCCACCCCCGGGGGCCUUUCCGCCUCCGCCGCCUCCGCACCACGGACACUUCCACGGAGGUCAUCCUGAGGGUGUGCACGGCCACAACAAGGUUCCCCCUUACGAGGAUCUGAACCUGAAGGAGCCGGGACUGCACACGGGCGGCUACGACACGUGCAAGUGCACCCUGAGCUUCAACUGCAACUCGCCCGGCAUCAAAUUCGGGGUGUGCGACGAGGGGAAGCAGUACUGCUGCUACAACUCGUUGGUGGCGGGGGCGAACCGACGGCCCAACCACCUCCCCGGCCCCCUUCCCGCAGUGCUCGCCGGGCCCGGCGGACCCCGCGACUUCCCUCCCCAUCACCGACCCGGCCCCGCGCCCCACGCCAACGUCCUCGUCGGGCCCGGCGGCCCCUUCGACGCGCCCCCGCCCUUUGCCAAGUCAAAACAAUUCUGAUUUUUUACUUUAAU
Messenger RNA from Neocloeon triangulifer, 740 nucleotides. RefSeq lists its product as uncharacterized. The transcript has 4 exons. The record is from RefSeq and is a predicted model, not a curated record. The coding region runs from base 34 to 726 and encodes 230 amino acids. Lineage: Eukaryota; Metazoa; Arthropoda; Insecta; Ephemeroptera; Baetidae.